This is a messenger RNA of Cololabis saira (Pacific saury), 4543 nucleotides long. RefSeq names its product ERC protein 2 (gene erc2). The record is from RefSeq and is a predicted model, not a curated record. Bases 396 to 3524 code for a protein of 1042 amino acids. The transcript is spliced from 17 exons. Gene Ontology annotation, biological process: regulation of synaptic plasticity; maintenance of presynaptic active zone structure; neuromuscular synaptic transmission. Gene Ontology annotation, molecular function: structural constituent of presynaptic active zone. Lineage: Eukaryota; Metazoa; Chordata; Actinopteri; Beloniformes; Belonidae. Gene Ontology annotation, cellular component: cytoskeleton of presynaptic active zone.
GGAGAAGCCCGUGCGUGGACAGUAAAUUGCUGGCAAAUGGAUGAGUUGCGCGGUUUCAGUUUGGGUGGUGACUGUGCCUGGACUCGUUUCUCCGCAGCAACAGCUGGCUGUCAACUCCCAAAAUCCACGAUGACCUGCGCAAUAAGUGAAAUCUCAAGAGCUCUGGCCAAUGUACCUGGGAGCCCAAUUGCCAACAGCCACAGUGAUAUUCCUCAUAAAGGACUACAUAAGACUGGGUCUCAAGCUACGUGCAUACAGGGAUGGAUAGGUGAAAACUAAAAGGCCAAGAAGUGGCCUUUAGUCAUGCUGUUAUUUAUUCUAGUUCUAUAAGGGGACAUGAAUAUAUCCCUAACUGUAGCAGUUUCCUUUCAGUUAUUGUUCUUUGCCAUAUAACAAUGCCUUUAAAUAUAAGAGCAAAGCCCGCGCACAGCAAGAUUGCUGCUGCAAAAAGUAGUGGGCACACAGAUAGCAGUACAUCUCAUUCACGCUUCUCAAAAUUAUCUAAACAUGGGAAAGGCAAGCAGACUAUAAGUUCAGCGCCAGGGUCUCGCUCAGGGCUUGAGCCAGGCUCUGUGUCAGGGGGUGUGCCUGCACCAGCAGCUAAACUAGCUGGGGCUCAAGGAUCAGUGUCAAAGUCAGGUUCAAAAAUCAAGGCUGGCACAGCAGCAGACAAAGGCUCAAGUCAUGGUUCUGCAACUGCUCCCGGGGGUAAAACCCUGUCCAUGGAGAACAUCCAGUCUUUAAGUGCCGCCUAUGCUACUUCCAGCACAAUGUAUCCCGGUGAGAGAGAGUCCUUGGAAUCCUCUGGUGGGUACCCCAAAGGCACCAUGACAUUGGGCCGGAAUACCAGUCGAUCCUCUUACACUGGCCGAAAAACACCCAUGGGAAGCAGCCCAAACAUUGCAUCCUCCGAGUUGCAUCAUGUGUCAGACCCUUGCAGUAGCCAAACCAUGCCUUCUGCCAGGACUUCCAGUCUGCGGCAGCAAACUGGAAGAUAUAACCAAACGUUAGAUUUUGCUGGGCGGGGAGAAGUUUGCACCUAUGACCUUCAGGCUCAGGUGAGAGAGCUGCAGAGAGAGAAUGACAACCUCCGGAGAGAACUAGAUGGAGGGAGGGAUGGAAAGACGGGGCACAACGUUAACAGUGUGAACUUCUGGAGCCCUGAUGCAAAGAGAGACAAGGGGGUUAAGCGUGAAGAGGGAGGGAGGACUUCAGUCGUCAAGGACCAUUACAGGGUGAACCAAGGAGACGUUCAGCCAGGGGAUAUCAGAAGAACCAAGCAGCUUCCGUUAACUGUUCAAGAGCUUCAGGAGGAGCUGAGAGCGCACAAAGAGAUGAACAGUCGCUUGCGGCAGCAACGGCAGCAGGGGAACUCCUAUCGAGACCACCAUACGGACCAGGACUUCAGGGGGGGCGUCAGCCCCGGCCACAGCCCCAGACAAAGUGCCAGCAACCUGCACAGUCCUGCACCAAAGAACAGCCCCAGAGCCAGCCCGUCCAACACCUACAAUCCAAGGCAACAGGAGGCUGACAUCAUCAUUCAUAGCCCUGGCUAUGGGUCUAGUACCGCAGCAGCCACACAACGACACAGCCCGGCCAACACGCUUCAGCUCGGCCCACGGACCAGCCCGAGUCAGCCCCUUUACAGUCCCAUCCAGGCUCCCGUAGCACCGGCCGCCUCUCACUCUCUUCGUCCCCGUAGCCCCUGUCAGGUACCAGGGUGUGAUGGAUUUUCCUCGCCUCCUCCCCUCGAUCCGUCUGAGGAAAACUUCUUCCGGCUGCAGUCCGAGCACGAACGGCAAGCCAAGGAGCUGUCCCUGUUGAGGAAGACCAUGGAGCAGAUGGAGAUGAGAAUCGACUCUCAGAAGCAGACGCUGGGUGCUCGGGACGAGAGCAUUCAGAGGCUGUUGGAGAUGCUUCAGGGUCAAGGCCAGGGAUCCUGGGGACGGGGUCAGCGGACAGGCAUAAUAGCCAUGGCAACACAGGAGGCCGAAGCCCAGCUGGAGAACAUGCAUUUGAGAGAGAUAGAGCAGCAGAAGCAGGAGCUGAACAGGAAGGAGUCGGAGAUGCAGGCCCUGCAGACCAAACUAGAAACACUGACCAAUCAGAACUCUGAUUGCAAGCAGCACAUCGAGGUGCUGAAAGAGUCGCUCACAGCCAAGGAGCAACGGGCAAAUACGCUGCAGACAGAGGUAGAUGCCCUGCGAGUGCGUCUGGAGGAGAAGGAACAGUUCCUGACCAAGAAGACCAAGCAGCUGCAGGACUUGACUGAUGAAAAGAGCACGCUAACAGGAGAGAUCAGAGACAUGAAGGACAUGCUGGAUGUCAAGGAGAGAAAAAUCGUUGUCCUGCAGAAGAAGAUUGAGAACCUGCUGGAACAGUUAAAGGAUAAGGACAAACAGCUGGCUGGAUUGAGGGAAAGAGUUCAGGGUCUUCAAACUGACUCCAGUAAUACCGACACAGCUCUGGCCACCCUGGAAGAAGCUUUAUCAGAAAAGGAGCGAGUGAUUGAGAACCUGAGAGAGCAAAAGGAGCGAGAGGACAGGGUUCGGCUUGAGGAGCUGGAGCAGAUGAGGAGAGAGAACCAGCAGUUAAAGGACAAACUGUCAGCCCAGCAAUCCCAGAAACUGUCACAGAAUCAGACCACUAAUCCUACCUCAACCCAGGACCAGAGAGAUGAUGGAGAGGUGCAAGCCAAAGUAGAUGGGCUUCCAACAGUCAGCCCCACGGCUCAAAAGGAGGAUGCGGUCAGGACGUGCCCGGACAUCGCUGAUCGUCUGAGGCUUCUAGAGAAGGAAGUGGCGCGCUACAGAGAGGAGUCUUCCAAGUCCCAAGCUGAGGUUGAGAGGCUGAUGGGAGCCUUGAAGGAUGCUGAAACGGACAAAUCAUGCAAGGAGAAGAAAAUAUCCGAUCUCGAGAGGCAAAUAAGGUCGCCAAACAUCCAAAAACAGAUGGUGCCAGCCGAGAUGAGGAAAGAUGCUCUGACUGAUGGACAUCCUCAUUCUUUAUCACAGUUGGAGGAACUGAUGGGGGCUUUGGAGAAGACGCGCCAGGAGCUGGAUGCCACGAAGCUACGACUGUCCUCCACCCAGCAGUGCCUCCACGAAAGAGACGGGCACCUGAGCAGUCUGCAGCUGGAGAGACGCAAGCAGCUGGAGGAGGUCCUGGAGAUGAAGCAGCAGGCUUUGCUGGCAGCCAUCAGUGAGAAGGAUGCUAACAUUGCACUGCUGGAGUUAACUGCCUCCAAACGCAAGAAGGCCCAGGAAGAAGUGAUGGCCCUGAAGAGGGAAAAGGACAGGCUCAUGCACCAGCUCAAACAGCAGACUCAGAGCAGAAUGAAGCUGAUAGCAGAUAAUUAUGAGGAAGAUUACAUCCAGCCACAACAUCAUCCGCAUCAUUCCCACCAUUCGCACCCAGUAAAUGUGCAUCACCGGAGUCUGCCAAGAGGGUUCCCCCACGCCAAUCACCGACCACCUGUGGACCAGGUCAAUAUAAAUGAUGAUGAAGAGGGAAUAUGGGCAUGAUGACAACUACCAUGGCAACCUGCAUACCUUUUUUCAUAGAGUGAAAGAACACCAACCACAAGAACCAGAUACCGUGAGAUUAUCUUUGGCUACAAACACCAGCUGAUAUGGCCCCAUCAUCAUGAGCACCAGAUAUACUUAAAAGCAGAUGUCCACUCACACUCCUGUUCCUACCAUUUCGAAAGUACUACUCAUUACCGAUGAAUGUCUCCCUCAUGGACAAAUGCAGUGGCCUGUUUGGGACCCGGGCCCGUUGGCCAUUUUGCGACAAUGGAAGCCGGCCGAGCCAAGGCUUAAAUGUACAAAUCACACCAUAGCCUCAGUUCACAUGGGGAAAAAAUAAUUCCUGCUGGGGCUGAUAGUCCCACUAUGCUGCCCUUUUGACCUGUCCAUAAUGGUGCAUCCUUGUAGAAACAUCGCACUGCGCUUUAGCCAUCAAGGGGUAUAUUCACACCGUGUGAAUCGCAAAUAAGAAAAUAUUUUUUUGGGAAUUGGGCUGAAAUAGCCUGAAAUGAAAUUAUCUUACUGAAAUAAUCCAUUCACUUUACAAUUCAGCUUUGCUCAGUUGUUAAUGCGGUACCUUGAGACCAGAGCUAGACACAGAGACUGCACAAGACUGAACGAAUGUGAUUGUUUCCCUGCAAACAAAUGACAUUGGUGAAUCGGUAUCCCUGUGUUAGUCACUGAAGAUUUAUGCGAAAUGAUAACAAAGUCACCAUCACAAACCUCUAGUUCCCCAUUGUUUUGACAGACUUUUUCAAUCAGCACAAAAUGAAAUAGUUUGGUUUGCCUGUAAUGCAAGGAAGCUGCAGCUGUGUACGGACCAGCGCUUCAUCCAAUGAACCAAUAAAUUUACAUAAAAACUGAACAUGCAAAUAGCCAACAGGGAACUGGCAGAAUCAGACUCAACAAAUUCAGGAGCAAUGUAAGCAUUUGAAUAUUUAACAAGGAAAUUUCUAAAAUGUGUAGAUUUAUAUUUGGGAUCUGGUUUGUCAAAGGGACAGUACUGCAGGAAGCAU